Callorhinchus milii (elephant shark) is the source of this 1161-nucleotide messenger RNA. RefSeq names its product potassium channel tetramerisation domain containing 12b (gene kctd12b). The record is from RefSeq and is a predicted model, not a curated record. The transcript has a single exon. Gene Ontology annotation, biological process: protein homooligomerization; regulation of G protein-coupled receptor signaling pathway. Lineage: Eukaryota; Metazoa; Chordata; Chondrichthyes; Chimaeriformes; Callorhinchidae. Gene Ontology annotation, molecular function: protein binding. The coding region runs from base 108 to 1028 and encodes 306 amino acids.
UGAGGGAGAGAGAAAAGGAGAGAGAGAAGAGGAGGAGAGAGGGGAGUAAGAAGCCAACGGAGCGAAGAAGGCUCCCUCUGGGCUCCCAGAGAGGCGGCUGAGGGGCGAUGGCUCUGCCGGACACGGGUGUGAGCUCGGCGGUGGCGGCGGUGGCGGCGGCGGGAGAGCCGACGCCUUUCCCGGAGAUCGUGGAGUUGAACGUGGGCGGACAGGUGUACAUCACCCGGCACCUGACGCUGCUGAGCGUGGCGGGCUCGCUGCCCGAGCAGAUGUUCGGGGGUCCGAGCGCGGCGGGUCUGGCCCGGGACAGUAAGGGCCGCUUCUUCAUCGACCGCGACGGCUUUCUGUUCCGCUACAUCCUGGAUUACAUGCGGGACCAGCGGGUGGUGCUGCCCGACCGCUUCCCCGAGAGGAGCCGCCUGCAGCGGGAAGCCGAGUACUUCGCCCUCCCGGAGCUGGUCAAGGCGCUGAGCCCGAGGCUGAGCAAACAGAACUCGGUCAGCGAGGACGCCUGCCCCAGCGACCCCGAGGAGGGCUCCCCCUGCGCGGACACGCCGAGGACCCUGACCGCCGCCUCCUCCGCGUCGUCGUCGGCCGCCGCCGCCGCCGCGAACGCAACGGUUGCCAACGCGACCGCCGCCGCCGCCACCGCCACCAGCCCCGGCGACAAGAGAGCCGGGUUCAUCACCAUCGGCUACCGCGGCUCCUACACGCUGGGCCGGGACAGCCAGACCGACGCCAAGUUCCGGCGCGUGGCUCGCAUCAUGGUGUGCGGGAAGACGGCUCUGGCCAAGGAGGUGUUCGGCGAGACGCUGAACGAGAGCCGGGACCCCGACCGCCCCCCCGAGCGGUACACCAGCCGCUACUACCUGAAGUUCACCUUCCUGGAGCAGGCCUUUGACAAGCUGGCGGAGGCCGGCUUCCACAUGCUGUCCUGCAACUCCACCGGCACCUGCGCCUUCGCCCACGAGCAGACGGACGACAAGAUCUGGACCAGCUACACCGAAUAUGUGUUCUACCGUGAGUGAAACUGGCUCAUCAUCUCCCCCCCCCACCACCACUCCAACACCAACACCACCCCCACCCAAUCUUGCAAAGAUAACCCCCCCACAAAAACUCGUGCCUGUUGCUUCUUCUCCCACCCCACCUGCCAACCUACCC